AUGGAGGCAGUCUCAGCGGCGGCCAGCAUCGCUGGGCUUCUCUCCGUCGCCGGCCAUGUCGUGAAUGGUCUCAUCAAACUCAAUGGAUUCGUCCAGGCUGCAAAGGAAAUGGACAUUCGAACCGAGUCCUUGAAUGCCAAAGUUGGGCUUCUUUCUGAAACCUUAGAAGACAUAAAGGCUUUUCUCCAGGUCUAUGAAAAAAACCUUGCCUCGAUUAUCGAGACAUCUUGGGAGCCGAACAUUUCUACACUCCGAUCACAUCUCGUUCGCUGCGGAAAGGACCUCGACGAAUGGUCCAAGUCGUACAAGAGCGUCGGGAAGUCAACAUCGAAGCGACGGAAGUUCCUAGACAUCAUUCAAAACAAGCGCCUUCGGGGCAUCUCGGAUAUGGAAAUUAAAUUGACGGCUCACCGCUCCCAAUUGAUUUUUGACCUCAGUGUUUUGAAUGCCGCCUCUUCUAUGGCAGGGCUGGCGAAGAUUGACGCUGUUCAAGAAGGUUUACAUCAGCUCACGGAGCUCAACUUACAAUCAAACGCCACGAAUGACGAGUCAUUGGCAUCCGCGGCAGAGGAAUCAGCCGUUCAGAACCGAAAAUUGAGGGACCAUAUCUCAACCGCUGCGAGUGAUCGACUAAGGCAGCUUGAGAACCAAAUCGAAGCGCAUCGUUUAGAGACUCGACAGUCGCUCACGGCCAUAAGCGACAGUAUAUAUGGCCUGGCAAGCUCAAUCAGCAGCUCUAUUGAGCAGCUCAGUCAACCGCAUUCUCAGACGGGUUCACUGAGAAGAUUGAGUUACUCUUCUCAAACGGAUGGCAGUCACGACGGUGAUUUUCAAGACUUCUUGGGUACUUCAAAAACAUCCAGACCAAUAAGGACAUUUUGGUCCUGCGGCUCGGCAAUUGGAAUGGACGACUACUUUGUUGCCGGCCAUAACGAGGAUUUGGUCCACUGCAUAUUUUGUCUACAACGCUUCGACAUCAACGAAUCGCAACAGCAAGCAAUGCAUGUCGUAAACGUUCACGCACCAGCUGCCUGUAAUCAGGGAAAGCUCUAUAUCUCCUUAUCAUAUUUCAAGUUUCAUUUAUGCGAAUGUCAUUCUGCCCAACGUCCAUCGCUGGAUCACAACGAUAAGUCUAUAAAGCUCUUUCGUGUCGACACCAGCAAGUCACGAGAUAAACGCUUUACAGAUCUUGAGGGCUUACCUCAAACUUUGGACUCGCAGCCGACCUCAAUGUAUGUUGAGAAACAGAUAUGUCAACUGCUUUCGGAAACCGAGUACGUUGAAAAACGCCCGGGAUCGUGCAUACAUGCAUUCAGAGACAUGAAUCAAGUUAUUGAGAGGAUUGCUCAUCGUGUUUUCUGGGUGCAAGACCCGCCACAGCAGCUAAUCCAGGUGCUUUAUAAGGCAGCGGUACUAGAAGAGAAGUUGAACGUUAACUUCAAUCGGCCAUUCCCCCGAAGCUGGGCUCCUAUACCCGAAGACAUGAUCAGAGGGGGUACUAGGUGGACCGGAGAGAGCUUGUGUUCCACCCCACAUCAUAACCUACGAUGGUUCGUCAAAGACACCGCGAUUCGCCAAGCAGGAUGGCGUAAGCUUGACAGUGAAGAGCAACAAUCCUCGUGUACCGAAUGUCGGGGCGCUGCAACUUAUCGUACCUUUGAAGAGGCAGCGUCACAUCUGCAACGGCAGCACUUCAAAAUUCCAGGACUUCCGCCUACCAAGGCUGACUUGCGAGCAUUUUGCCACCAGUAUCAGCCAAACAAAUUUAACGAAUGGCUCGAAUCUCAAUGGAGAGACGAUCUGGUGCCCUUAGUCGCUAGUUUGAACCACAGGGCGCCAAGCCUACAAAAGAUAUACCAGUGGAAGUUGGGAAUACUCGCCCGGUCGGACCAUUUUAUCACCAUGCUGUGGCACGAAGCUGUUGUUGGCAAUCGCAAAAGAAUGCUUCUUUCCUCGAUCGAUGGGGCAGGCAAGUUCCUGACGAUCCUCAAGGAUGCCUUUCCAUGGGACGGCUUAGUACAUUCUAUACCAGACACUUCGAGCAAGAUGGACAUUGACGAAGAAGAUGAAAACUCAUCUUGGACAAGAAGUGACGGUGCUGUGGAUUUCAACUUGUCAGAAACGGUAUCGAGAGAAGAGGAACGGUCCUAUGAACCGCCUCUUGCAAGAUUCAUCAAUUAG
Messenger RNA from Colletotrichum paranaense, 2181 nucleotides. RefSeq lists its product as uncharacterized. Bases 1 to 2181 code for a protein of 726 amino acids. The record is from RefSeq and is a predicted model, not a curated record. The transcript has 2 exons. NCBI's taxonomy places the organism in Eukaryota, Fungi, Ascomycota, Sordariomycetes, Glomerellales, Glomerellaceae.